GUAUAUUUCCUUUAAGACUCCAGGCUUAGGCUUGGAGACCCCAGCCAUCACCAUUGAGCCCAGCAGCUGGAGCGGCAGCGAGAGUCCUGCCGAAGAUAUUGAAAGAAUGAGUGAUUCUGCAGAUAAACCUAUUGACAAUGAUGCAGAAGGUGUCUGGAGCCCUGACAUUGAACAGAGCUUUCAGGAGGCUCUAGCUAUCUAUCCACCAUGUGGGAGGAGGAAAAUCAUCUUAUCAGAUGAAGGCAAAAUGUAUG
Eurypyga helias (sunbittern) is the source of this 254-nucleotide messenger RNA. RefSeq names its product transcriptional enhancer factor TEF-1-like. The transcript has a single exon. The annotation marks the transcript as partial. The record is from RefSeq and is a predicted model, not a curated record. Gene Ontology annotation, molecular function: DNA-binding transcription factor activity, RNA polymerase II-specific; RNA polymerase II cis-regulatory region sequence-specific DNA binding. Gene Ontology annotation, cellular component: transcription regulator complex. Gene Ontology annotation, biological process: hippo signaling; regulation of transcription by RNA polymerase II; embryonic organ development. Lineage: Eukaryota; Metazoa; Chordata; Aves; Eurypygiformes; Eurypygidae.